AUGGGCGAACAGCAAAUCUCAGCUACAGUGCCGCGUGACAGAACCGAUGAACAGGCAAUCUUGGCUUUGAAGAAAGGUGCACAACUUCUGAAAUGUCGGAGAAGAGGAAACCCAAAGUUUUGUCCUUUUAAACUCUCCAUGGAUGAGAAGUAUCUGAUUUGGUACUCAGGACAAGAAGAGAGACAAUUGAGAUUGAGUUCUGUUAUAACAAUUGUCCGAGGACAGAUCACACAUAACUUUCAGAAACAAGCUCAACCGGAUCGAAAGGAGCAGUCUUUUUCACUCAUUUAUGCAAAUGGAGAACACACUCUUGAUCUCAUAUGCAAAGAUAAAGCACAAGCAGACUCUUGGUUUAAAGGCCUUAGAGCAGUGAUAACGAAGCAUCACAACAUUCGAACAUCCACGAGUCUUCAUCGGUCUAGCAGAGGAGCUCAAAGCUGCAUCAGUAGUCCUGCUGGUUUUAUGCGCAGGAAACAGAAUCUUGGACUUCUUGAAGAGACCCCUGACUUCACUCAGAUACGGAGUUUAUGUGGAAGUCCAUCUACACUAUUAGAGGAACGAUGUUUAUCGAACGGCUUAUCUUGUUCUUCAGAUAGUUUCUACUCUGUUGAAUCAUCUGCAUCUGAAGCCUUUGGUCCAGUCUCUCCUUACUAUGAAUCAGAUUACAACAACAUUAGGAACUCUGAUUGUGAUGACCGUACUGUCUCAGAGCUUUGUAGGCAUUCAUCACAGAGGUUUCUUGCUUCUCCUCCUCCUCUUCCUCCUCCUAUCACAACUCAACAGAUUACAAGAUCAAAUGUGCUCAAAGACAUAAUGAUAUGGGGAGCUACAUCGGGUCUAAUCGAAGGAUCGAAGAAUCAGAACGACUCGUUAUCUCCUCAGCUUUUAGAGUCAGCCACAAUGUUUGAUGUACAGAGUGUAUCUCUGGGAGCUAAGCACGCAGCGCUUGUUACAAGACAAGGUGAAGUGUUUUGCUGGGGAAAUGGAGAAAGUGGCAAGCUAGGGCUCAAAGUUAACAUCGAUAUCGAUCAUCCGAAACGCGUUGAGUCUCUUGAAGGUGUUCUUGUUGGUUCAGUGGCUUGUAGUGACCAUCAAACAUCCGCUGUGACUGAGUCCGGAGAGCUGUAUCUAUGGGGAAUCGACGGUGGUAACAUUGGUGAAUCAGGGAGACAGUUCUUGACAAGGAAAGUAUCAGAUGAUGUUCUUGGUGGUUCUUUGAGUGUUUGUAGCGUCGCUUGUGGCGCGUGGCACACGGCGAUUGUGGCUAGUUCCGGUCAGCUUUUCACUUACGGCAGUGGAACGUUUGGAGUUCUUGGACAUGGGAGUCUUGAGAACGUUUCAAAGCCGAAAGAAGUCGAGUCUUUGAAACGAAUGAAGGUAAUAUCAGUCUCUUGUGGACCGUGGCACACGGCUGCGGUAGUUGAAACCGGAAUAGACCGGAGAUACCACAAUGCUAGAAGCUCCGGGAAGUUGUUUACUUGGGGAGAUGGAGAUAAAGGACGGUUAGGUCACGUGGACAGCAAGCGAAAGCUUGUCCCAACUUGUGUUACCGAGCUAGUUGAUCAUGACUUUGUUAAAGUCUCUUGUGGAUGGACUUUAACGGUUGCGUUGAGCGUUAGAGGGAGUGUUUACACAAUGGGAAGCUCGAUCCACGGACAGUUGGGAUGUCCGCGGGCGAAAGAUAAGUCGAUAAACGCGGUUUUAGGCGAUUUGGGUCGACAGUUUGUUAAGGAUGUAGCGUCAGGUUCACAUCAUGUAGCUGUGCUAACUUCUUUUGGGAAUGUUUAUAGUUGGGGCAAAGGUUUGAAUGGACAGCUCGGUUUAGGCGAUGUUCGGGAUCGGAACGCGCCGGUUCUUGUUGAGUCUUUGAGUGAUAGGGUUGUAGAGAGUAUAGCUUGUGGGUUGAGUCUGACUUGUGCGAUAAGUUUGCAUAAAGAGAUCUCUUUGAAUGAUCAGACUUCUUGCAGUUCUUGCAAAUCGGUUUUCGGGUUUACGAGGAAGAAGCAUAACUGUUACAACUGUGGUCUCUUGUUCUGCAACGCUUGUAGUUGCAAGAAAGCUGUGAAUGCUGCUUUGGCGCCGAACAAAAGCAAGCUCUCUAGGGUUUGCGAUUCUUGCUUUGAUCAUCUUUGGAGGAUGACAGAGUUUUCAAGAGGUGGUAAGAUGGAGAAGUGUCAUACUCCCAGAAUGCAGAUGAUGGUUGCACGAAGAGUGUCUGAGGAAUUGAUAGAAAGCGAAUCAGAGACUCAGUUGCAGAGUCUUUCACAAGCUAAUGCGAAUGAACAGCCUCGAUGGGGACAAGUCUCUGUUCCUCCUCUGUUUCAUUUUGAUAACGUGUCACUCUCUUUGAAUCUAUCAGUCUCGUCAAGAAGACCUUCUUCUACAAAGAUCUCGACCUCAUCGGAGUCGAAUAAGCUCUUAAUCGAAGAAAUUGAAAGGCUUAAAGGAGAGAUAAGAAAUCUCCGGAAGCAGUGUGAGAUUGGUAAUGAGAAGAUCGAAGAAUGCCAAAGAGAGCUUGAAAGGACUUCAGAAGUUGCUAAAGAAGAAGCAGAGAAGUCUAAAGCUGCUAAAGAGAUAAUCAAAGCAAUGGCCUCAAAGCUUCAAACGAAUAAGGAGAAACAGAGCAAUCCUAAGACUUCUCAAGUCUCACCAAUCUUUGAUGAUUCAGUGUCAAGUCCAUAUCUCACACCAAUCACCACGACUUGUUUAGAAUCCAAAAGCAAAGAAGUUGUGGAAAAAUGUGGAACGAAAUCAUUGAGCCGCGAGAGCAACAUUAGGCUAUUGGUAGAUGCAUCGCCUGCCAUAUCAAGAACAGGGCAGCUUCUAAAUGGAACUCAAGAAUCAACAUCAGAGCAAGUGGAGCAGUUCGAGCCCGGUGUGUAUAUAACUUUCACGGCCUUGCCUUGUGGUCAGAAGACGCUUAAACGUGUGCGGUUUAGUCGAAAGAGGUUUUCAGAGAAGGAAGCACAAAAAUGGUGGGAGGAGAAGCAGGUUUUGGUGUAUAAGAAGUAUGAUGCUGAAACAUAA
Microthlaspi erraticum is the source of this 3027-nucleotide messenger RNA. The record is from the annotation of a GenBank genome assembly. NCBI's taxonomy places the organism in Eukaryota, Viridiplantae, Streptophyta, Magnoliopsida, Brassicales, Brassicaceae.